Molecule: messenger RNA, 887 nt
Organism: Sinocyclocheilus grahami
Lineage: Eukaryota; Metazoa; Chordata; Actinopteri; Cypriniformes; Cyprinidae
Product: HLA class II histocompatibility antigen, DP alpha 1 chain-like
Exons: 3
Coding region: 1-576 (191 amino acids)
Biological process (GO): antigen processing and presentation; immune response
Cellular component (GO): MHC class II protein complex; membrane
Source: RefSeq, a predicted model, not a curated record
AUGGAGCUCUAUCUGGCCAUUCUUACCCUCACUGCUUUUCUCUCAGCUGAUGCUCAGUUAGAGCAUAAGGAUUUCUCAAUCACUGGAUGUUCUGAAACAGAGAAAGAGUCUAUGACUGGAUCUGACGGACAGGAGGCGUGGCAUGCUGACUUUAAUCAGAAGACAGGAGUAGUUACAUUACCUGAUUUUGCAGAUCCUAUGAGCUUUCCAGGAUAUUAUGAAGAAAGUGUUGCAGAGCAAGACGUAUGCAAACAAAACCUGGCUGUACUCAUUAAAGCUUACGAGAGCCCACCAGAGGAAUUGGACCCUCCUGAGACGUUCAUCUAUUCGAGGAACGAUGUGCAGCUGGCUGUUGAAAACACGCUCAUCUGUCACGUGACGGACUUCUUUCCUCCACCUGUCAGCGUCUCAUGGGCUAAGAACAAUGUGAUUGUGACAGAAGACGUGAGUCUGAGUCAGUAUCGGCCAAGGAGCGACGGAUCCUUCCACGUGUUCUCUUCCCUGAAGAUCACUCCUGAAGAUGGAGAUGUUUACAGCUGCACAGUGAACCACCAAGCGCUCCAGGGCCAAAAAUAAAACCCGCCCUCUACUUGAUAUUCAUUUCCAUACAUCACCAUACUGAAAUAAAGUUGGCAGCAGCUUCCGGUUCACACAGACUUUAAAAUAUUCUAGCUGAGCCCCAGUGUUAGUGUUACGUCCAUAGGGACGUAUAUUUAUUUGUAAUACCAUUAUUGUUCUUGAAUUUGUUUCAUUGUUGUUAACAAAGGUGUGGACAUGUUUGUUUUUGCUCUGUCUCUCUCUGCUGCUCCUCAGGGCAAAUCGCCACCACCUGUACCUCGUUUGUGAGAGCGUGCCCAAGAGGAUAUUGAGUUUGCUAGGAGACACAC